AUAAGUUGAACGGGAUAUCAGUAAAAACAUGGCUUACUGGACCAGUCAACAUCCUCAGCCUCUGAUCCCAACUCAAACUCAAACCAACGUGAACUCGGGGUUUCUGAUCAGGAAUCUGUUGAAUCUGUCGGCUCAGGACUUUGAGGAACACGCCCGCCCGGUGUACCGCGAACAGACACAGCCUCCGAGAGCCUUCUUGUUUGAUGAGAGCCCCUAUGCAGAAACAGCCCCAUCAUCUCAUUCUGGAAUCACGGGCGUCCCAUUUAAAACUGCACCUAGCUUUUACCCUGCCUCGCCAUUUCAGUUCUGGUUGCCCUCUUAUACUCUCCCUCCCUUCUCAGUUUGUUGGUCGUUGCAAAGAACAAGGCGCUUCUUUAAGCGGCCAAAGCUGAGGCCAUUAUUCUCGAAGACCCAGUUAAGUCGUCUUGAAAAAGAGUUCGAAGAAAAGAGAUACCUGACUGAAACCAAGCGUGCAGAGCUUUCUAAGGAUCUAGGAAUGACAGAAACCCAAGUGAAAACCUGGUUUCAAAACCGCCGCACUAAAUGGCGAAAGGAGAAGAUGCUUAGAGUGAUACCAGAUAAUGGCGGUCAAGAAGAAGUGCAUUUGGAAAGCGGAGUGGAAUGCGCUCCUUUACAAGGUUUUUGAACGGAAACGAGUGCGUAUAAAGUGAGGAAAGAGCAAGGUUUGCUAUGCAUGGUGGUUUAUUCAUUACUGACGUUACUGAUGAAGAUGUUUGUCGGUGUUAUAAAAGACAGAUCCUUAUUGCCACAAUCUGACGCAACUGUGUGCGGUGCAUUUUAUCAUCUUUAUGAUGUAUUAUAACCUAUUAUACACUGUAUCUCAUUGUAAUUCACAUAUUUUAUACUGGUGCAAGAUGGCUAUGGUAAGUUUAGCAUUGACCGUGCCUUUUAUAUAAUCACGGAGAUGUGAAUGUGAAACAAUCAUAACAUACGACUCCCUCCCCCCCCCCCCCCCCC
Messenger RNA from Nematostella vectensis (starlet sea anemone), 978 nucleotides. Its product is annotated as T-cell leukemia homeobox protein 3. Bases 29 to 646 code for a protein of 205 amino acids. The transcript is spliced from 2 exons. Gene Ontology annotation, molecular function: DNA binding; DNA-binding transcription factor activity, RNA polymerase II-specific. NCBI's taxonomy places the organism in Eukaryota, Metazoa, Cnidaria, Anthozoa, Actiniaria, Edwardsiidae. Gene Ontology annotation, biological process: regulation of DNA-templated transcription. The record is from RefSeq and is a predicted model, not a curated record.